Messenger RNA from Penicillium cinerascens, 1065 nucleotides. It is a transcript of the gene aah1, whose product is annotated as adenosine deaminase. Gene Ontology annotation, cellular component: cytosol; nucleus. Gene Ontology annotation, molecular function: adenine deaminase activity. Lineage: Eukaryota; Fungi; Ascomycota; Eurotiomycetes; Eurotiales; Aspergillaceae. The coding region runs from base 1 to 1065 and encodes 354 amino acids. The record is from RefSeq and is a predicted model, not a curated record. The transcript has a single exon. Gene Ontology annotation, biological process: hypoxanthine salvage; purine ribonucleoside monophosphate biosynthetic process; adenine catabolic process.
AUGUGUCAAUCCGAUCUGCACGACUUCCUCCACGGCCUGCCCAAGUGCGAACAUCAUGUCCAUCUCGAAGGCUGCAUGAGCCCCGAGCUCAUCUUCGAGCUCGCUCAGCGUAAUGGAAUUGAACUUCCCGCCGCGACAAACCCGGCGUAUGCUUCCAUCGCUGCCCUGUCGGCCCGCUACGAACACUUUACCUCGCUGGAUGACUUCCUCUCCUUCUACUUCCAGGGAAUGGAUGUCCUGUGUAAUCAAGCCGACUUCGCCGAUCUGGCGUGGUGGUAUUUCCAAAAGGCGCACGCUGACGGCGUCCACCACGCCGAGGUCUUCUUCGAUCCCCAAGUUCACCAAGACCGCGGCAUUCCCUACGAGACCAUCGUCGCUGGAUUCUCGGAGGGCUGCAAGCGCGCCGAGCGCGAAUUGGGUAUAAGCACCCGGCUUAUUCUUUGCUUCGUUCGCCAUCUGCCCGUUGACUCGGCGCAGAAGGUCUACGAGAGGUUCCUCGCCAGCGGCCACUUCGAGGCCGGUGUCGUCCAUGGUCUCGGCUGGUCCUCUACCGAGGUCGGCCCGCCCAAGGAUAUGUACCGCGCCCAGUACACUGAUGCUAAGACGAAGGGUAUCCCGCUCACUGCGCACGCCGGUGAGGAAGGUGACCCCUCUCAUAUUAGUGUUGCGCUUGAGCUGGGUGCUCAGCGUAUUGAUCACGGCAUCCGACUUAUUGAGGACCCGGAAUUGAUGAAGCGCAUUGCGAAAGAGGGUAUUCUCCUGACUGUCUGCCCGCUAUCGAAUGUGCGGUUACGCUGCGUCAAGAAGGUGGAAGAGGUCCCGAUUCGCCGGUUCCUGGAGGCUGGCAUCAAGUUCUCUAUCAACAGUGAUGACCCCGCCUACUUUGGUGGAUACAUUCUCGACAACUACUGCGCUGUCCAGGAUGCGCACAAGCUAUCGGUGUUGGAGUGGCGUAUCAUUGCGGAGAACAGUGUGCAGGAGAGCUGGAUUCCGAAUGAGCGCAAGGCGGAGUUGUUGGACCACAUUGAGACUCAUGUGAAGAAGUACAUGCCCGUGGCUGUAUAA